Messenger RNA from Lottia gigantea (owl limpet), 14910 nucleotides. RefSeq lists its product as hypothetical. Lineage: Eukaryota; Metazoa; Mollusca; Gastropoda; Lottiidae. The coding region runs from base 1 to 13053 and encodes 4350 amino acids. The record is from RefSeq and is a predicted model, not a curated record. The transcript has 65 exons. Gene Ontology annotation, molecular function: ubiquitin-protein transferase activity.
AUGGAAUUGGGAGCUGCAAAUCAAACUAUACUAUUGCUACAAACAGGUAUAACAAUGUCAUCUCAAGGUAAUGAAAAUCAGCCUUUAUGGUUCUCUGUGACAGAGGAAACAUUAUUUCUACAUGAUGGCUUGUUGAGGGUCACUGAUCUGGUAGAACCACCAAAGAAUGUUAGUUCCAAUUGUGACCUUGAUUCUGAUAUUCUAUCUUGUGGAUUUGAUACAACUGACACCCAUGAUGUUCCUGAAAAACUUUUAGCUGUAUGUGGAACCCAGAACAGCGCUUAUAAGCGUCUGUUAGAAUACAGAUUGAAUGCUUUACGAGGAUUUUGGACAGCUUGUAGAGAAAAUUGCCAAGAUUUAACACCAAGUAGAGAACUCAGUCAGCUAUCAUUACAAGAAGAGACACUGAGCUUGUUUAAAAAGGAGACAGAGCAAGCAUCAUUUUCCACUAGAAUCAGUUUGCUACUGUUGCUACCAUUACUUCAGUCUCAAAGUAGAAUUGACCCCAAGUUGUGUGGUGUGACAGCAGAGUUGUUAUUAAGCUGUCUAAAAGAAUGUAAACCAUUCAGUCUUGUGAAAGAGCCAGGAGAUUGUUUAAGAGGAUUAGAAAGUUUAUUAUGUGAUUGGUUAGGAGAAGAUAGCAAAGAAAAUCAAAUCAGUUUAGAGGAAAAAACACAAAGAGAAAAGGCUGCUUCUGCACUUGUUGCUUUGGCUUGUGCAAGAGGUCAUGUUGAUACAUUUGUUCAUGCUGCCGACCUGUUACAACAACUACCAGAUUUAUUAUCACUGAAUGUUGGAGGAAUAUUAUAUGGUUUAUUAGAUACACGAGGUAAUGGUGGCACAUCUGGUCAACCAGCCACAUUAUUGGGUAAUAAACAUGCUGUUAGUUGGGGUUUUGAAGAUAUGUUGAAUAUUGUCAGUGAAAAACCGGCUGAAACAGAAGAAAAAGAUAAGGAAAAAGCUGAGAGUGAGAUAGGUAGAAGUAUUACAACUGAUGGGAAAUAUUUAUAUACAAGUAAUACAGCUGGUAAAGGUAUUGCUAAAAUAGGUACUGGUUUACAUGGUACUCUUAGAGGAUAUGUUUAUCAUCGGAAUGUAAAGAUAGGACCAGGAAGAUUAGCUUAUGGUGAUGGUAAAUUACUGUAUAGACCUGCUGUAUUUGAUCAUGAAGACCAGUCUGAUAUAUUAGCAUUACAUGUCAAUACAACUACACUAGAGAAAAUAAAGCCAGUAAUGAAGCCAGAGAAGUGUUCAAUAGGAAAACCUUGUGUUACUAUAGGAUUUAUUAGUGAUGGCAUGUAUUUCUGUUUAAUAUGGAGUCAAGUUAAUAUAAAUGAUAAAUCAGCUAAAGGAAUCAAUGUUUAUACAGAGACUUAUUCUGUCAAGGAUAACAGUUUAAAUGUUACAGUUAUCAAACCAGCAGUAAUAUUACAGAGAAAAGAUGAAGUGAAUCCUAAAUCUAUAACAGAAGCUAUAUUUUCACGUCCACGACCAUUCCGUACCUCUAACUCUACUGCUACCCUAGUAGCACUGACAGGUGGUGAUUUACUUACUACAAGGAAAGAAGAAGCCCUGGCUACCAGCUUUCAAAAAGUAGACAAGAAAUCAGCAUUAGGCUUAGUAAGCUACAAGACUGCUUCAAAUUCUUCUUUGACAAAUACAACAACUUUGAGUACUACCUGUGGUAUACCAUUAAAAACAUUGAUAAAAACUCCGGUAUUCUGUGAUGGUAAUAGUAUAGUCUUCCUGACAUCACUCAAUAUACAAGGUACUCCUAAUGCUUCAGCUUCUAGACCAUUCUUUGGUGCAGGUGGUUCUUUAUCUGGUCUCAGAUGUUCAUUAUUAGCUUCUAAUUUAUGUUUUAAUAUUGAUGAUGGACAGUUUAAUACUAGAGUUGAUCUAAUGGAUGCACCUAGUUGUUCACUAGCUAGAGGUACAGCUGUUAACAGUUUAGGAACUUGUUUUGAUGUGUGUAAUAACAGUAUCUGGGUAUGUAGCAGUGAUUAUAUUGAUCAGUUUUAUAACCCUAGUAAUCAGGCUACACAUCAUAUCAAUCAACGCCUGUGUAUCCCUAUUAACCAUCAACCUGCAUCAGGAGAGGUAAUACCAAUAAAAACAGUUGUAGAAACAUUACUACAGCAUGCUGGAGGGAUGUGUGUUCACAAACUAAACAGUGAUCCCUAUACAGCUUCUCUAAUCCAACCAACACCAGUAGAUAUUGCUCAGUUAAAACGUAUCACUGAUAUAUUAACACGAGCCAUGGAAGACAGACAUCUUACUAUUAUUAUUAGUUCUUUAGUUGUCUUACAGUUGAUAUUUAAAACAAGUAAAUUUGUGCUAGAGAGAGAAGGUGAAGCAGAAUUAAUGAAUAAGACUAGGUCUCUAUUGUGGAAGUUAGUUACUAGUAAAUCUGUAGAGAUGAAUGACGUCUGUAUAAGAUUAGAAGCUUGUAGAGCUAUCAGUAUUGGUUUGAUGGCUUUAUAUUCUGAUAAAAAUGAACGACAUAAGUUAUUGUAUCAACUCAUGACUGAAGGUGGUGAAUCUUGUGGUUUAGUUAUCUUACGAGAUUUGAUUCUUACUAACUUUGCUAGACAGUUGAAAUCACAGAAUCUUGAAAGCCAGAAAACAGACCAUUUGAGGUUAGCUGAUGAGUUGGUUCAUUAUAUAUUAAAACGUGCUGUUAAAGAAUCAUUAGAUAUAUUAAAGCGACCUAUUAAAUUAAAUCAACCUAUUGAAGAAAGUGUUAGUGAUGUUCCGGUUGCCAGUCCCUGUGUUAUGUAUAUAAUGUGUUUACAAUCCUAUUUGUUAAGACAAACUGUAUUUUAUGAUAAAAAAGAAGAAAAAGACAACAAACAAGAAAUAAAUUUACAGGAUAUGAUAGCUGGUGUUGUGAAUUUAGCAAGUAAAAUAUUUGGUGGAUUAUCAGAGGUUUUAGAAACAUUUGUAGAAGUAUGUAAUUCUGUGAUAGAGACAAGUGCUAUAGAAGAUAUUGAUAAUAAACUACAGAUUAUGGAGAGAUUAGCUAAAGGAACUAUAUUAGGACAUUUAUUACCAGUUUUAUUGACCACAUUAACUCAUUCUAGUUUACAACAACUGUCUCUAGCUAACAGUUUAAUGCCACAUCUUACACGACUAGUUCUACUCUCUACACAGGCCUCCAUGUUAAUGAGAAGUCCUAAGAAAUGUAUUUUAAAUGAAGAUGAUAAUAUAGAUCCAGAUAGAGAUAUGUUAAACCUUAUAGGUCAGUCAGUUCAUACACAGAGAGGUGAAAGUGAAAAAGAAGAUGAUGGUGAAUGUUUUCUUGCUGAUUUAAAAAUCCCUGCACCCUGGGCGUCUGGUAAAUCAGUAGAAACUAUCCACCCUGUUAGAGAUAAUUAUAAAAUGAAAGAAACUAUACAUAUACCUGGUGCUAGAUGUUUAUAUAUUAGAUUUGAUCCCAAAUGUUCUUCACAAUAUGACUAUGAUAAGCUGAUUUUGUACGCUGGUCCAAAUACAAAUUCUAAGAAAAUAGCUGAAUAUGGUGGUAAUACUUUUGGAUUUGGUAGCAGAAGUGUUCUAGGUUCUGGAUGGCCAAAAGAUCUUGUCAAGGUUGAAGGGGAUACAGUAACAUUUUCAUUUGAAAUGAGAAGUGGUAGAGAACAUAAUACACCAGAUAAAGCUAUGUGGGGUUUUAGUGCUACUGUACAUGCUCAAGAACUGGUAGAAGAAGUAGGAAGUGGUUUACCCUUCCUGGCUGAUCUAGCUCUAGGACUCUCAGUCUUAUCUUGUAUGUUGUUACAAAUUAUGUUUGAUGGGCCAGAAAAAACACCAGAUGAAAUUGGUUGUCAGCAUUUAUUUAAGAGCAAGAUACUUCAAAGAUGUGUUUGGCAGUCGGAGGCAGAAAUCACUAAGUCAACAGAGAAGAGUAAAAAGAAACCUGGUUGUAAAACUACAUUUAGUCCUGUAUUACCUCGUAUUAAAUUACCAACUGAUUUAAUGGAUGGUUUAAGAAAAUUAUCCAAAAGACAAAUUCCCAGAGUCAGACCAAGCAUCAAAGAGAUAAUCCAGCCAUUAAUAUUAGAAGAAAUGAUUAUGUCAGCAGUAGUUAAACAUCUAUCAUUAAUGGAUGCACUAAGAUCAUUAGCUGAUAUACAAAAACAUGAAACAGAAGAAUUCUGGUUGUUAUCAUCUGUUGUUGAUGAAGUUUUUAGAAGAUGUGAUGCACUUAUAAGACAACUGCAGACUUUGGCUGAUUUAGAACAAAGAUGGUUUAAUGAAGUUGAAGAACAAAGACAAGAAAAGAAUCCAGCAUUUACUCCUUAUUUCCAGGAUUAUCAUUUACAAGAGUUAAAGCAUAAAGAACUAACUAUGUUAUGUUUUCUAAAAGAAGUUGUAUUAGAUACAGAAGAACCAGAAAGAGCUGUCAAAUCAUUGAGAGAAAAGUUUACAAGUGAUGUAGAAUAUAAUGAAAAAGAGAAUAUAAAAUCUAUGUAUAAAACUAAACAGAUAGUAGAUGGUAUACUAUCUAGAUUGGACCUAUUACUACAUGUUAAUAUAUCAUUUAUUAGUAACCCUACCACCUUAACUAGAACUGUAUCUAAUUAUACCAAUAAUACUAGAGAAGGUAUAACAAGUCUUGCCAGAUUGAGUCAUAUAUUAUAUUAUGUUUGUGUUACAGGUAUAAUGGCCCGAUCUGAUACUGAUAUGUUACGACCAGGUUCAGUAUUAGGGAGAAGUAUGUCAGCUCCCUCUGGUGUUGAAGAUGAUACAUUCCUUGAAGUGAUGAGAUUACAGAGGAGAAGGCAGUUGAACAAGAGAGAUGUAGGAUCUAUUUUACAAGAUUUAGUAGAUGAAGAUGGUAGAGACAUGCCUCCUCAUGUAGCUCUUGUAGAUCAACUCUUUUCCUUUAUUGGUAGUGCUCCAGAAACAUCUGUCUCAUGUGAAAGUUUCCUGAAAGCAGCUAAAGUAAGAUGGAAGAGAGGACAAUCCAGAAAACAAUCAUUGAUUCUGAUGAAGGAACUAUUGACAUCAGCUUCCAGAGUUCCUGGUUCAUCUUAUCUAUUAUCCAAUAUUACAUCAGUUUUAAGACAUGGACCAAAGGUAGAAGAACUAACUUGUGGAGGAUUAGUAAAUGUUGUACAAGAUGCCUAUGCUGAAACAGUAACAUCUGUUGUACAACUAGCAUCUAAACAUCCUAUAGCUGGUUGUAACAGUGUGGUAUUAUUAUGUACUGUUCCAUAUACAAGAGCAGAAGAGAAGUGUCUGGUAAGAUCAGGUCUAGUACAUUUGUUAGAUAAAUUAUGUGGAUUAGCCAAUAGAAAUACAGAUAUACAAACAGCAGAUAACCAGACAAUACAUCAAAAAGUCUCAUUAUUAGCCUGGGCUGGUUUUAGAGUGCUGGCUAGUAGGUGUGUCACUUGGGAGACUGAAGAAGGUGUUCUAGAAGAUGAUUUAGAUCAUUCUGGUCUAGCUUGUCAAGUGUCCAUGUUAUUAACACAUUAUUUAACACGUGUUACUGAGAACACUGGUAAUGAAGCUGCUGGUACUGAGGCUCUACAGGAAGUUCUUGGUCUACUCAACAGUUUAUCAAGAAGUCGUAUGGGUAAAGCUAUUUUAACACAGCCAGCAUGUGUCAGUAAACUAUUGUCAUUACUCUUGGAUCAGAGACCAUCUCCAAAAUUAGUGCUGAUAAUACUACAGUUAUGUGGUGUAGCCUUACCCAUGAUGAGUCCUACUGAUUGUGGUAAUGUAGAACUACCAGCCUGGGGACAACAUGUCUCUACUAGUCAUUGGAGUAAUUCUCAACCAGUAGAUGAUCCACCAGCUAAAAUUGUCAGUUUAUUAUUGGCUAAAUUAGGAGACUUUCUAGUCCCAGGAGAUCAAGUAUUACUAUCUAGUAGAAGUCCAUCACAAGAUGUAUCCAGUAAUAGUCAUAAUACCAGUUCUAAUAAUAAAGAUACACAAGAAGAAAGUGAUGUACAAGGGGGAAGAAUUACUAUAUAUUUACAUAAGAAAGAAGACCAAACAGCACAUGAAGUUAUACAGUUAUUAUUGAGUGCUGAUAGUCGAUCAUUUAGAGGAGGUUUGGGUGCUAGUAUGGAGAGAGUGGCAAGAAUGGAUAGAGAAUUAACAAAGAGUGGUAAAACUGAAGUAAUAACAGAGGAAGCAAUGACUGCAUUGCGUAAAGCAUAUAAAUGGGCACAGAUAGGUUUAGUGAUGUCAACUAGUCCACCAACUGAUGUCAGUCAAACUGAUGUUACUGAUGGUAAAAAGAAAACAGCAUCAGAUGUCAUCUGUAAAGAGAAGAAUGUUGAUUUGGCAAAAACUGAUCCAGUACGAGCAUUUAUCAGUGGUCAUGUAGCUAAUAGUAUGGCAGCUGAAGUCAUCUCAUUAUUACAUAGCUUAUUAACAGCUCCUUUAACAUCGGCAGCUCAAACUUGGUCAGAGGCUGUACAGAAAGUUUUGAUGAACUCUGUAUCAUGUUUACCUUUAUUAAUGACAUCUAUCGAUGGACUGGGAUCACCACGUUGUCAUACCAGACAGUUAAUGACCAUGUCUAAGUUAGCAAAUGCAGCAUUAUGUGCUUUGGGUGGAUUCAGAGAACUGAUAAAACCAGGCUGUCAAGUAGAGGUGAUAGGAGAAGGUAUUGAAGGAAGUACUGGUAAUGUGGUAACUCUAUCUGAUCAGACUGAUAUAGCUAUAGUACAUCUUGAUAAUGAGAAAUCUGAUAAUCCAGCUCCUAGAUUUGGUGAUUUGAUAGAAAUUCCUGUCUCCAGACUACAGCCUCUCAGAAAUAAGACAUUUUUAAAGCAUCAACAUGAAAUGAGUGAAACAGUACUUUCAGCAGUACAAGCAUUACUAGAUACACAAGAUUCUGAUCAGUCUUAUUUACAAGCAUCAUUACCAGUCAUAGGAGAUGGUAACAGUCUAAGCAACCAAACUUGUCGUGUCAUAGCAGAAAUUAAAACUAGAGCAUGUAUGGUGUUAGCUCAAUAUCUACAGAAUCUAGACUUUGCUAGAGAGUUUAGUGAAAGAUGUGGAUCCUCUAUUAAUAUCAUGAAGUCAAUAGCUAAAGAAUGUAGCAAGGGAAGUCGUAAACCAGUGAUUGAAUCCCAUGUAGAAAGAUUAAGGAUGUUAUAUAGUGAUUGUGCUAAACCUCCUCCACCACCCUGUAAAAAUAACACUAAACCUGUUAAAGAAAUGGUAUGGAAUGCCAGUUGUAAUUUUCCACCAGCUAGAGCUUGUCUAUUCUCUUCUGGUCUAACAGCUGUAACAUUUCUAGGUGAUCCUAGUGCUAGUAGUGGUUUACCUAGAGGUACUAUGAUAUAUGCUAACCAACCCAUGCCUACACAGGCUCCUUCAUUCUAUUGGGAAAUUAAGAUCUCGUCAUUAGGAGAUAGUCAAGAUGAUAGUGGUGUCAUGGUGUCGUUUGGUUUUGCACCAGCAGCAGAGAAAAAAGAUGGAGCUUGGACCAACCCUAUUGGAUCAUGUUUACUCUUGAACAAUGGCAAAGCAGUACACUAUAAUGGAGCCAGUUUAUUACAAUGGAGAAGUGUCCGUAUGGAUAUUACUCUAGGAGUAGGAGAUGUAGCAGGUAUUGGAUGGGAACGCUCCGGGUCCUUAAAUGACACACCUAAAGGUCGUGUAUUCUUUACCUUUAAUGGUCACAAAUUACCCAACACUAUUGAUGAUGUUUCUGGUGGGAUGUUCCCAGUUAUUCAUAUACAGAAAAAGAAUUGUAGAGUUCAGGCAAACUUUGGGGCACAGCCAUUUGCCUAUGCUGAAGGUCAAGAACAUAGAGAUGCUGCUGAAGCUGCUAGUGAUUUAACUCGUGAGAUUAGGGAGUCCUUCUGUCACUUACCAUUUCAUCCUAACUCUGAUACAGAAGAAGAAGGAAUGACCAAUACCAGUAGUGGUGUGAGUUUAGAUGCUGAAGAACUACUGACACAAGAAGGUGUUUCAGUCAAAACAGCUACCAUACCUCCCCCAAUUAAUGAUUAUUCCACUGAUACAUGCCUCCAAUAUAAAGUAGUUGAUAGCUAUAGUAAUUUAUUACAUACUGGACCAAUUGGGACUAGUAGUCAGGUUGUCCAAGAUGACCAGUCUGAUGAAGAACCUAUGGAUAUGCCAGUUGAAGACCAUUAUGCAUUAUUAGUAAAAGCUUGGGAACAGAAAGUUUUUCCAAUCAUUAGACGUCGAUUCAGGAAUGAGGCUGAAAGAAAAGAUGGUUUAGAACAGAUUAGAGGGGCUCUUCAAUUAGGAAUGACUGAUAUAGCAAGACAGACAGUAGAGUUUCUGUAUGAAGAAAAUGGUGGAAUACCACGUGACCUUCACCUUCCUACUAUAGAUGAUAUUAAAGAAGAUUUAGCUAAAUUUACUAUAGAACGUGUAAAGAAAGGAACAACAGUUAUUAUACGCCCACAUCUCUCACUAUCAACAGCUCUACCGAAAUUUGCUGUAAGAUCUAUGUUGAAGACUUUUGGUGCCACUGGAACUGUUCUAGAGAUCGAUGCUCCAAAUGAAUUGGUUCAAGUAGAAACAUAUUUAAGAAGUGAAGGUGUAUUAGUUAGAUUCUGGUAUCCAAUACAAAGUUUAGAAAAACCACCUCAAAGUCUACGUAAAGCCUCCAUAUCUGGUGGACAAACAUUAGAUACAUCAAAUACACAUAUUCAUGGAGAACUCAUUAGUCGCGAAAACAACCUGAUGAAACAUUACUUGCGUACAGCAUUUCUCUAUCUCAUAGACCAUUGUAAUUCACCAGGAAUGGAGAUCACUGAUGAUAACUCUCCACAGGAAUCUUGUGCUGCAGUCUUACAACAAUUAGACAUAGAAAACAUUCAGUUAUUGGCUAGUGAAUUAUUGGCCCCUCCUACAUCGACUGGUAUCAUUCAAACACCCUGUGGAUUGACAGGUGUCAGUGACAAGAGUAUGGAGAUCAUGUCUUGUUCAUUGGCCAAUGUGGUAUUUUCAAAUGGUAAACGACUGCAAAGGGAGUUGGCUAUAGCUAUAUCUCGAGCAGCCAAUCAAGGGGAAGAUUACUUAUUAGAGUUGACCAAUCAGAUUUGCUCUUGUUUACCGAAUGCUCCAGAGAUGUUUCCAUGCAUGGAAUUUCCAGUCAAAAAUAUUACCGUCAACAGAGAUGUAGAAUUUCCAGGUGCAGCUUGCCUUGUUGUCUCUUGUAAAACUGAUCCUAAAGCUGCAAAGAAAGAUUCAUCACCAUACAAAUCACCUUGGGCUAGAAUCAGUACCUAUACUGGUAGAAGAGUGAAGAAGACAGGAGAACCAGUAAGACAGAUAGCGGUCAGUUAUCCUGCAGAUGUCACUUCCUCUAGUAACCAGGAUGAUCAAUAUGGUCCUGCCAUUAUACCAGGUGAUCGAGUUAAUGUUCGUGCUGGUGUAGCUCCACCUCCAGGAAUCAUUUUAACCAUUCAUGCUCUUCCGCUACAAUUCCUGACAGCUGUUGCUUACUUAGAAACUCUGUUAACUGAGAAUUUUGGUUGUGGCAUGAAAGGUUGUGAGCUUCAUCGUGGUGAAUUCCCACCAGAAAAGAACUUGUUGAAAAUGGAACAGCAACCUAGUUUGUGGAGUUUGGACAAUAUCACUAUCACUCCAGCCAUAUUUGGUGUGGUUAUUGAACAGGUCUGUAGUUACAUUUGGAGAACAGAUAUACCUUCACUUAUCAAAGAAUUUGUGUUCCAUCUUUUGGCUCAAGCUUUCAGGAUUCUUGACUUUAGUGCUGGUGGUCAAGGUAAUGGUUUGAAUCAUGUAAAUAGAAGAUUCAGUCCACUACAGGGCCUGUUGACAAAUCUGCCUAUUGAAUUGAAAAAGUUGUUUGAUGAUGAAGUAAAGGACUGGCCAAUCAAGCCUACAUUAUGUGGUCUUGGUACAGGAAUAGGUGUUGCAGACGCUGGACGUUUUUCAACCUAUUUCCAUGCAUUAAUGGAGGUUAAUCUUGCUAUAGCUGAAGUGAAUGUGAGCAAUAGUGAGAAAUCAGAAGGAGCUAGUGCACCAGAGGUUUCUCUCAGUCCACCAAGUAGUGGUGCAAUUGCUAAAAAGAAGAAAUUAAAGACCAAAAGAGAAAGAGAAAGAUCAUCAACAUCCUUAAGGAAAAGUUCCAGUUCUGUUAGUCCAAGAGUCAGUGAAAGUGAUUCAUCAACAGCAACAGAAUCAAACGCAGCUUCAAGUAGUCUCUCUGUUGCUUCUACAAGUACAGAUAGUCUGUCCACUUCUCCAUCUAGUAAAUUAUCUAGUGUAUCAAGCUUGAAAAGUGAGGACUCAUCGUGGUUGGAUCGUGCACACAAUAUAAAUAGUUUGUUAAGAGGACUGGCAUUUAGUGAAGAAAAUAAUGAUCGUGUUUGGUCUGAGGCUGUAUCCGAAGCAUAUAAAAUGUUGAUGAUACCAUCAGCCUUUUCACGUCUGCUGAUUUUAACUGGUAUCCCAGAUCAUGUUCCAAUUGAUAAAAUCAAACAAGCUGUGUAUAAGGUUUGUAGUGUUCAUGGAGGACUUGACAAAGAUGGUUUGUUCCUCCCUAAAUUUGAUGCACCAGUUCCAGAUAAACCUGAUGAGGGUCCAAGCAAACCACCGCCUCCUUGUUCGAAAGGAUUUGCUGUUCUGUCUCUGCCGGCUAAAGCGAAAGUAGAAGCUGUUAAAAAGGCAUUAUAUAAAUGUAAACCAAUUGUGAUUGGACUAAAUAGUGAUGAUGAAGGAAUGAUUGACAUUCCAGAUGAAGUUUUAUCCAUUUCAACUGUCAAUUCCACUUUAUUAGCUGAAAAUGAAAGUGGCAAUGUUGCUUUGGAUAGCUAUCUUUCCUCCAGACUUUACUGUGAUGCUUUAAUUCAGCUCCAAGAAGGUGCAGUGAGAGCAUUGACUGAUAUUUUUCACAGUUGUUAUUUUGUGGCCCAACAAACUGGAAUUAUUGACUCCCGUUCUGGAGUUAUCACCUUGGAAAAAGAACACAUAUUAAAGAAUACACAUGACAAUAUGUUAUAUAUAUUUUUGAACUCUUUAAGACCAGCCAAGAAACCUCUUGCUGAGUUAGUGACACAUAUAUUAUUACAGUAUGGUACUGUUAGAACACCUGAUAAAGAAAGCCAAUCACCUACAGUUCAAAAUGGAAAAGGAAGACCAGCUAAGAAAUCUCCCAGAGCAUCAAAAGAAAAGGUUGUGCUAGGAUUUGAAAAAACUCCAAUUAAAUUAAAAGUAAAAGGAAAAGAUUUACCAGAGAAAUCCACUAAGGAAGCAGCUACAUCAAAAGAAUCUUUAUCUAAAGAAUCCACUUCUUCUAAAGAUCUACCAUCAGCUUCUAAAGAAACCAAGCUAUCUAAGCCAGUUGGUAGUAAAGGUGAAGGAAAAUCAUUAACAUUAGAUGGAUUUUUACAAUAUAUAAUAGAGACAGGUCAUCAAGAUAUCCGUGGUGUAUGGAGGGCAUUGUUAACUUCUGGUUUUGACUUCUCUUUUAACAGAUGUUGUUGUAGUGAUAUUAAUCAAGCUCAACAGUUCUCUAAACAGUGGUCGAUAGAGACGGAUACAUCAUUAGUUAAUUAUGUUAAUCAAUUAACAAGACAAUUAGCUGUCGGCUCAUCACGAUUACAUCCACAUGAAAUUAUAUUAUCUGAUGCUGAUUUGGCUGGUGAUAAAUUUGUCAGACUACAAGGUAUUCCAUUAGAAAGUAUUCGAUUAAGAUUUGCCAUACUACAGAAUCUAAAUAGAUCAUUAGAGACAUUCUUUUUACCACUCAUAGAAUUACGUUCUAACAUCACAUUUAGUCGCAGUACAGCUAAAGCUAUCUCCAAAAUACGGAAUCUUAUAUUUUAUGAUAUGAAAAAUAACCUAGUAAAUAGAAUAUUAAAUGCUACAGCAUUGAGAAAACCUGAUCAAGCUGCUCCGGAAAUCACUUUAGAUCCUUUAGAGACCAUUGGAGGAGAAAAGAAGACAAGUUUUUCCUCGGUAUAUUGUCAAGCCUAUAGACAGUUAUCAAAUAUACCCUCUAGUAGACUAUGUGUAAGAUUGGCUAGUGGUGGAGAUCCUACAUACGCUUUUAAUGUUAGGCUUACUGGAGAGGAGGUACAUGGUAAUAGUGGAUCAUUCAGACAUUUCUUGGGUCAGAUAGCAAAAGAAAUACAAAGUUCAUCCCUAUCAUUCCUGGUACCAUGUCCUAGUUCAUCAUCUGGUAUUAACAGAGGCAAGUGCUUUCUGAAACCUGGUCAGAUGACAUAUUCCGAAGAAAAAUUACUCCAGUUUUUUGGUCAGAUUCUGGGAGUAACAAUGAGAGCUGAUAUUCCUUUAGAAUUAGAUAUUGUAACAUCAUUCUGGAAAUGUUUAACAUCAACAAUGAUAGAUCCUAUCUCUGAUAUACAAGAGGCUGAUAUUUUAACAUAUAAUUAUAUUAAAAAGAUAGAAAUGGUUGAAACUGAAGGUGAAUUACAAGCUCUAUGUAGUGAUGUCUAUCCUAGAUUUGUCUACUCAUCAUUAUUAGGGGAAGAUGUUGAAUUGAUACCUGAUGGUCAUAAUAUACCUGUUAGUUGGAAUAAUAGACAGAGCUAUAUAGAAGCUAUAUGUAAAUUAAGAUUAAGAGAAUUAUUCAAUAUGAAUAGAAUGGAAUGUGUAAAAAUUGGUCUAGCCUCUAUUAUACCUAUACAACUAUUAAAUCUCUAUACAUCAGCUGAUUUAGAAAUUAGAAUGUGUGGAUUACCUAGUGUCAAUCUUCAGUUUUUGAAGAUGCACACCAUGUAUCAGAUAGGACUGACAGAAACUGAUUCUCAUAUAGAAUACUUCUGGGAAACUCUAGAAAAUUUUACUGAAGAAGAAUUAGCCAAGUUUAUUAAAUUUGCUUGUAAUCAGGAGAGAAUACCUCAGACUUGUCCUUGUCAAGAUGGUGGAUCUGAGUCUGCUCAUGUACCACCAUAUCCUAUGAAAAUAGCUCCACCAGAUGGAUCAGGUCCAGCAGAUAAAAGGUAUAUACGAGUUGAAACUUGUAUGUUUAUGAUUAAAUUACCCCAAUACAGCAGUCAGGAGAUCAUGGCUGAACGAUUACGCUAUGCUAUCAAUUGUAGAGAAGAUCCAUUAAGUGGGUAAUGUGUAAUAUGGAUCUAGAUUCUAGAGAGAUUAAUGAUUCUAUUGAAUUCCAUAAGAAAGACUAAUAAAUAAACUUGUGAUAUUUGUUGCUUUUAAUAUUGUCCGUGAUAAUAAUAUAUAUAUUUAAAACAAUUCACUGUUUUCACUAUUGAUAAUAUAGUUCAGCUGUAUAUGAAAACACAUAAUGUUAUAUUUAUUUGUGUAAUAGAAUGCUAAAAUAUAUGAGGAAAAGCAGACAAAGAUAUCAGUGAAUUCUGUAUAUGCUUUAAGUCAAUAACAGAAACAGUUUACUUUAUUUUGAAGUAAGAAAUGUAUAGCAUUUGAAAUUAUACAAGCAGACUUAUAUUGUGUUCAUUAGUACUUUAAAUAACCAGAGACAAACUGGGCUCUUUCUGUUUUGAAUCUGACCUUACUGUGCAUUUAAAUACAUUUUCCAUUGGCCAAUUGAUAUGUCAAGUCUUUUCUUAUUUUAGUAUGAUAGUAAGGAGUAAAAAGUUUCUACUCCUUGAAUGUAAUUUUGGUAAUUGAAAGGGUAAAAGUUUUUAGUGAAAUGAAUUUUGGCAUUUAAACUGGCACAGGUUGGCAUUGGUGAGUCUAAAUAUUGCCAGAGAAUAGUUUGCUACAUGAAAAUAUUGUUUUGUUAAGAUAAUUUAUGUGAAAAACACAAAUCAGAGUUAUGCUCUGAAGUUAGUGAACAUAAUUAGUAAUUUAAUCCUCUUUUAGUUUACAGAUACAAAGCUGUUGCAAAGUUGUUCUUUAUGUAUAGUACUUGAUCUUGAAGCAAGGUACUCAAUUGUAACCUUGAAUAUUUGUUCACAUCCAGUUCUGAUUCACAUCAUAAACACAAGCAGUCUACUAUAAUUUUAGGUAGAUUAAACAGAAAUGGACACGAUUUUACCAAAAAUUAAAACAGACUGUUUGUGUUUAUGUUCUGAAUUCAUCUGUUAUCAGUGUUACUGAUACACCAAAAGUGUUAUGUAUUAUUAAUAAUUUAUGAGUGAUUUUGACAAUAUUUAUGUUCAUGAUUUGACAAUAUUUAUGUUUAUGAUUUUUAGUAAUAGUUAUAUUUACACUGGAGUGUACAGAUUAAAAAAUUAAAUUUAUAAUAUAAAAGCCAACAAGUGCUGAUUAUUAUUAUUAUUAUUAUUGCUUUAUUUGUUUAUGUUGUUAUUAAAGUGAAUAUAAAUAAACACAAUGUAUAAUGAAGAUUAAACCUUUUUUCUUAUGUAUGAGCUGACUCUGAGCCAAGUCUGUUGGCCAGAAAUUAUCUGAAAGUGCCUUGGGAUUGACCUGUGUUCUAAUAACAAAAUUCAUUUUUGACAAUAUCAAAAUAUGGAAUAUCAAGUGAAAUGCUGUUUGAAAUCUUUUUAAUGGGCCAGUCAUUCAUAUUUGUCAAAUGCUCUCAUUACAGAGAAUGAAGUUUCACUCUGUUCAUUGGUCCACCAUUAUGAGAACAUUUUGAGAUAAAACCACUAUCUUACAUCAUAUUCCUCAUUUUAUGCAACAGAUGAGGACAAAUACAUGUAAAGAAAUGUUGAAACACUGGAUUACAAUGUCUUUUGCUACUGUGGUUCGAUUUCUAAUGAUUUUAAGUUGAUAUUGGAAUUGAUUAGUGACAGUAUGUGCCAAUUUUAUAAAGGAUUUUUUUAAAUAAAGGAUUUAUAAACAAAUGAAGUAUUACUGAUAUCAACCAAAACCCAUAUAUUGUUGAUACUAUGAGAGUAGAUAUAGUCACAGUUUCUGGGGUUUGUUUUGGAGCUGGAACACAAUCUAUUACCCUCAAUCACACGAGAAACAUGAGUCACUAUAUAAUGAUCAUUCAAAUUAAAAUCAUUCAAACAUUUAAAGACUAGAUAG